Messenger RNA from Colias croceus (clouded yellow), 4902 nucleotides. It is a transcript of the gene ZnT63C, whose product is annotated as zinc transporter 1. The record is from RefSeq and is a predicted model, not a curated record. Gene Ontology annotation, molecular function: zinc ion transmembrane transporter activity. Lineage: Eukaryota; Metazoa; Arthropoda; Insecta; Lepidoptera; Pieridae. The coding region runs from base 501 to 1847 and encodes 448 amino acids. Gene Ontology annotation, cellular component: membrane. The transcript has 10 exons. Gene Ontology annotation, biological process: detoxification of zinc ion; intracellular zinc ion homeostasis; zinc ion transmembrane transport.
UGAAUUUAGUGAAUUGUUCGGAUGAUCCGUCGUUCAUACUUCAUAGUAGAUCGUUGAUAAAGUACGCUAGCGAUACGCCAAUUCUCGCAUUUAUUGUUAAAAUUUUUAUUAAAACAUCAUAGUUGCAGUGUUAUACUAUUGUGUUUCAAAUUUCAAAUCAUUAUUGUUUAAUAAUGAACGAGUGCAAAGAACCAUUAUUUAAAAAAUUGUAGUGUUUAUAUAAUUUUACAUUAUCACUAGCUUUCACGUUAUUUGGAGUACCCUUUUUUAAAUCGUGAAUACAGUGCAAAACUUUUAUUUUUGUGCUACAUGGUUAUUGUAUUCUGCCAUCGGAGGUGCUUUAUGAUUUUCGGUGAUCAACCGUUGAAUCAAUAUAAAGUGAGCAACGUUUUGUCAAAUGAUUUUGCGUUUUCUAUAUUGAAGUCACUGACAUUGGAUAUACUAAUGGGAACAUACUAAAUAUUUCUAUUGGUUUUAAUUUUUCACAUUUAACCUGCAAGAUGGGGAAGUAUUCUGGAAAGAAAUGUCGAUUAUUAUCGAUGUUAUGGUUGACGGGUAGUUUCUUUAUAGUGGAGCUAGUAGUUGGAUAUGUUACAAACUCCAUGGCACUUGUGGCGGACUCCUUUCACAUGCUCAGUGAUGUUGCCGCCCUGGUCAUAGCGUUUUUAUCUGUAAAGAUGUCACCAAAGAAAUGGUCAAAGAACACAUUCGGUUGGGCGCGGGCGGAGGUCCUGGGUGCUCUAGUGAAUGCCGUGUUCCUAGUGGCGCUAUGCUUCAGUAUUACGGUGGAAGCGGUGCAGAGGUUCAUCAAUAUUGAGAUUAUACACAACGCGAAAUUGCUGGUCGCUGUCGGCACUCUGGGACUGAUCCUGAAUAUUGUGGGGCUGUUUCUGUUUCAUGAGCACGGCAGCAGUCACGGGCACACGCACGGUGGUGUACCGCCACCGUCAAACGUGCGGCACUUGACCGAACUCGUGAAUAGCAACGCCGAUAUGGCACUAGGCCAUGCUGCAACAGAUACUGAGGAAACAGAUGAAAUGGUCCCGCCCAAAGUCGACAAACUGCCAAGCAAGCAAGCGCCCAGACCUGCGGAUCCGGGACACUUGAACAUGAAGGGAGUGUUCUUGCACGUGCUGUCGGAUGCUUUAGGUUCUCUAAUAGUAGUCACAUCAGCGCUAGUAGUAUGGCUCACAGAGUGGGAGUACCGUUUCUACAUAGACCCGGCGCUCAGUAUCGUGCUAGUGAUCCUCAUAUUAGCCUCCGUGUGGCCUCUGUUGAGGGAAUCAGCGCUCAUACUGCUGCAGACUGUGCCGACACAUAUACAGGUGGACGCUAUCCAGAGGCGUCUAUUGGAAAAAGUUGACGGAGUUUUGGCUGUUCAUGAGUUCCAUGUAUGGCAAUUGGCAGGAGACAGAAUUAUUGCCAGCGCACAUAUAAGGUGUAGAAACUUAUCGGAAUACAUGAAGAUAGCUGAAAAGGUGAAGGAAUUCUUCCAUAACGAGGGAAUCCACUCGACCACGAUACAGCCUGAGUUCGUGGAACUGCCUCUGGAUGGGAAUGAGAUGAUAAGUUCGUCAGCGGAAGCCCCGUGCGCGUUGCACUGUCCGCCCAACGACCUGUGCCACAAUGCGACAUGCUGCGGGCCCAACCAGCAGAAGCAAAGCACUCCAUCGCCGUCUGUCACACCGUACAUGUGCAGGCAGAGGAACAUGGGAUCGCGAACGGAGUCUGUGAAUUCUAAUAUUGGCGCGAGUGGGCAAGGCGCUGCGACCACUAGGAAUUUAGACGCUUUGGAGUGCGGCUCGUUACUCCCAUCGCCGAUGGGCGAAGCCCGGCUGACGGUCUGACAGGCGGCCGGCUCCUAACGCACCGCGGGCCUUCAUGCGCCCAUACACAUUAGUUUCACGAACUAUAUCUAACAACUAACGUUGAUACGAAUGCAUUUCAUUGUGUUGUUUAUUCCGGAAUUACGAGUUAUGAGUGUAAGCUGGUGAACGCAGACUAAUAUGACUCUGAUAGCUUAUUCAGCAGUUAAUUUUACGUAUAUUUUCAUAGAAUAAUUGUCAUUUUAGUUGACAGGUAAACUAAACAAAAUGUAUUCAGGUGCUACGAAACCAGCAAAAAAGUGUUUUAUAACUUCUGUUUUCGUUCUGGUUAGUUUAUCUGUCAGUUAAAAUUUCAGAAAUAUAGAAAAUGUUAAAUAAGCUGUAAGGCUUUAUCAGCAAGUAGUGAAACUGGCUAAAAUUGGUAUACCCAAGCAUUUAUUUCGAUGUAUUUCAAAUGUGUUUUGAUGUAAGUGCGUUUAUACCACCGACAUUCUGUCCUAUCGCCUUUAAGUAACAAAAUAAUACGCACAGACUUCGCUACAUUGUUUUCACCAAAUUUGCAUAAGGAAUUUAAUUUGCCACCAAAUAAUAAAAAAUAGUUAUCAAAUACAAUGUGUUCUUAGUGUUAAGCGUUCAAGAAACGCACUCGUAUGUUUAUAUCCAAAGUUGAAGUGAAAAUUAAUAUAGGUAACCGAGAAAUUAAUUUUUAUUAGUAUUAUAACCACAAUCAAUAGGUAGCAAAGAAAAAUUAAAAAGCUUGAAGGCUAGCAGUAAUUUUUUACCGACUUUGCAUUGGCAAAUUAAUUUUAAUUCAAAUUGGUGGGAGAUACGAAAGGUGAGUAUUAUAAAGAUAAUUAAAAUAAGAUAUUCAGGGUUAAUAGUUACUAGAACUAUAUUUAGGUUUGGCAAGUGUCCACUCAUUGAAUACAGUUUUUUUUACACCUUUAAUAAUAAAUAUGUAGUUAUUUAAACUAACACAUAUGCACACAUUUUCUAUAGUAUUACGCAUUGGAAAUGCAAAAGUACAAUUAAAAUACCUACACCAAUAAUAAUUAAUGACGUUUAAAAUCAUAGAUUUUGACAGUUACACUUUUCGCGCCCUUUAUUCGGCACAGAUAAUGCAAAAGCGUCACGUGACACAUUUAAACGAUUUUCCCGCUUCUAUUAUUAUAAUAGCCAAGGUCAUUGACCUGAUAUUUUCCACGUGGAAAUAACGAAAGAUAAUAUAAUCUUAUCUGCAUAUCGAUCUAUUUUUGUGUCAACAUCGGUCUUUCCAUUUCAAUGUUAUUUAUGAUAUAAAAGCCACUUCUUCUGCUAAAAGUAGUUUAAUGUUUAUAUGCAAUCGCCUGACUAUAGAUAUAAUAAUACUAAAUAAUACCGAUUCCUCAGAAAGGGGCUUAAAAUAAAAUUAUAUUAUUAUAUCAAUUAUAUUAUUAUUUCAGGAAUUUUAGUCAAGCGUUCGCGUCAUUCAUCUUAAAUGUUUAAUCAAAUCUUUUUUUUAUAUCUUGAGAUUUAUUUCGAUCAUUGUUAAAAGUAUUUUAUUAUCAAGUAUAUUUUUAUUCUGUAUUUCGUAUACGUUUCGUACGUUUUGUAUUAUUUUUAUCGCCCUUGAAUAUUUUGAGGGGUUAAUGCAAUAUUGCGAUUUACGUAUAAAUGUUAAUCGACUGAUGCAUUAAUAUUGACGACUAUCUUUGGAUAUGAAAUAACAUAGAAUAUAAUAUCACAAAUAUUAUGUGUGAUGCAGAAUAAAAUACAUAGGAACUAAUUAGUUUUUGCUAGAUUUUUACAUGUUAAUUGUAAAGAUUUAAACCAUGAAUAGUUUAAUUUAUUGCUGUUUUUAAUUGUUUAAAAAUUGAAAUAAAGUGCGUUAGAUAGAAUAAUUGUAGCAAAUAGGUCAUUCACACCAAAUAUUGUGUGCAUUUUUAGGAUACUUCGAAUUUAUAAGAACCAUAGUGCAAGCUGUGACAGUAGAAGUUAAUGUGCCACAAAGUUCUUUUAUCAAUUACUUUGUCUAUAGACUUAUUUUCCCCCUUUUUAAUACGAUUUUUUACAAUUUUUUAAAUUAUUUUUUACGAAAAUCCAAUAAAGAUUUUUAUAACUUAAUCGAUAAUUAUUAUUGAUUUUAUAUAAGUAUUUUUUAUCGUCACACCUGGCUCUAAGGUUAUCAUUUCACUUACAAUACUAACAUAGUAAUUAUUGUUUACAAUACUUAAAAAUUGUGAUCGUCAUUUUAAUAUAGGAAAAUAAUUAAGUUUAAAAAAUUUAUCGUAUUGUAUAAUGACACACCUGGAUUCAAAAUAUCGUUUUAUCAAAUGAAAUAGGUUAAAAUCAUUAAUCGUGUGUAAUUGCUAAAUUUAAAGGAAAAAUGUAUCAGUCCGUUAUGAUAGAAAUUAAAUAUAUAAUAAAAAGUAUGAGAAGCGUUUUAGGUUUUAUACUAAAAUUUUAAUACUAUACAAUAUAAAUGCAUAAUUAAUAAUAUAUCUUGUAUAUUACUAGUUAUUACAGGCACAGCCUACGUGAUUAUUUCUGGUGUCUGUUUUUCAAUAUAUUGUUUAAAAACUUACGCUAGAUAGAUCCAAUAAACGUCUCUGAGUGUUGCAGAUAAAGAUAUACAGUUAUUUGAAGCUAGAAAUAUGCAUUUUUUCAUUGUGUUUACCCAAUGUGUACCUAAUUAAUUAUUAUUUCGUUAAAUAUUUGAAUUUUAACAUUCGAAUUUCGAAUUAUCUGUUUUGUUCCUUGUCCAAGUUUUCCACAGGUUAUAAGAUCUUAUUGCAUUUGACAUUUCUAGUAAUUAAAGGUCCGUUAUGAGUAGUUAAUACGAAUGAAGCCAUCGAGCUCUUAAUUCGUUUUUACUAAAUCAUUAAAUAUGCUCUAGUACAAAUAAAGAUAGUAUGCGUUUCUUAUCUCCUUAAACAUAGCUUAUAAAAAUAUAAAACUAGAUAUAUUGAAAAGCAGGCACGCUUAGUUAAAUUUAAUCUAUAAAAGAGCAAGUCUGAAUGCAAAUGUUGUUUAUGGUUUGAUUGUUAGUGCAAUUGUGGAAAUGUAUUUCACGGUUAUUAAAAAUAUAUGAAUUAAA